AUGGAGAUCUAUGACAGUCGUUACUUUGUGCACGCUAAACGCUUUCAAGAACUAUUAGGUAUCUGGCCCUACCAGAGCCGCUUAAAAAAUAAUUGCAGCUGGGUUAUAUUGAGUUUUCUAUUCAUCGCUAUGAUAAUACCUCAAAUCGUAGGUCUGUCCGUCCACGCUGGGAAAGACAGCAAAAGGACUUUGGAGUGCACCUUUGGAACGUGCUACAUGCUUGCGAUCUACAUGAAGUUGCUCGUAGCUUGUGCCGACAAAGACAAGGCAAAGUUCAUAUUCGAAUAUACGGCCAGAAAUUUCAAGAAGAUCAACGACAACGACGAGCGUAAAAUUCUCAUAGAGUACUCCGAGAGAGGAAGAUUGAUAGGCGUCGUUUAUACAAUUUUCGUGCUAGCUGCACUUGGCGUGUUCGUUGUGGUGCCUCUAGCUCCGGGUAUCCUGGACGUGAUACUGCCAUUGGAAAAUGGCACGCGUAGCAAGUUCUUCAUUCUAAACGGUGAGUUCCUCGUCGACAAGACCGAAUACUUCAUCGAGAUAUAUGCGUUCGAUAGUAUCUGCUGCAUCGUGACGGUGCUAAUCAUAUGUGCGACGGAUCCACUGUACGCUGCGAUCUUGGAGCAUUGUCUGGCGAUUUUUGCUAUUGUUAAGCUUCGAUUGAGAAAGUAUAGGGUGAGAAAAGGAUUGAAGUGCGUAAGCGCCGAUGAGGCGGAGUACGAGGCCAUUAUCAGGGCAGUCCAGUUGCAUAGGGAAAUUAUUGCGUUUAUAGAAACUAUUCAAAACAAUUGCUCGUUGUAUUUUGCUUUUGAAAUGGGAGUUACGUUGAUCAGCUUUACGGUAAAUUUCGUUUUGGCUGUAUUGAAGACUCCGGACUUGUUUGAUCGCCUGCGACUGGCUAUGGUUCUAUUCGCUCAGGCAGUACAUUUAUUUUAUAUUACGUGGCCAGGGCAGAAACUUAUAGAUCAUGGCGAAGAUCUGUUUAAGGAAACGUACUUCAACGAUUGGUACAAAAGUUCGGUCAAAUGUCAAAAAGCGUUGCGAUUCAUGUCGCUAAGAUGCAGCAAGCCCUGCAAGCUCUCGGGCGCAGGGGUAUACGUGUUGAACUUCGCUUACACCCUAUUGAUUUUGAAAACAUCCGCCUCGUACAUCACAGUGGUAGCUCAAUUUGAAUAUAAAAUUGUCGCUUAG
This is a messenger RNA of Nasonia vitripennis (jewel wasp), 1188 nucleotides long. It is a transcript of the gene Or129, whose product is annotated as odorant receptor 129. Gene Ontology annotation, biological process: sensory perception of smell; detection of chemical stimulus involved in sensory perception of smell. The transcript is spliced from 9 exons. Gene Ontology annotation, cellular component: plasma membrane. NCBI's taxonomy places the organism in Eukaryota, Metazoa, Arthropoda, Insecta, Hymenoptera, Pteromalidae. Gene Ontology annotation, molecular function: olfactory receptor activity; odorant binding. The record is from RefSeq and is marked inferred. The coding region runs from base 1 to 1188 and encodes 395 amino acids.